This is a messenger RNA of Sesamum indicum (sesame), 504 nucleotides long. RefSeq names its product PRA1 family protein F3. Lineage: Eukaryota; Viridiplantae; Streptophyta; Magnoliopsida; Lamiales; Pedaliaceae. The record is from RefSeq and is a predicted model, not a curated record.
AUGGCAAACAAUGAAUCCAAGAACUGGACUUUAAGCUUUUCAUUCCCCUUCAAUAUCCCAUCCUCUCCAGAAUCAGCAGCAGUUAGGAUAAUCAGAAACCUGGGAAAGUUGAGUCUGUACUAUGCAAUAUUUGUAUGGACAGUUCUGUUCAUCACCCUCAUCCCAAAACGCAAAGACUCAGUCGUAUGUUUGGUCAUUACGACAGAGAUUACAUUUCUCUACUUUCUUCUGCUGCGUUCCUUUCCUGAUUCUCUCCUUCUUCACAAGAUAAUCGACAAACGGUUUGUGUUGUUCCUUCUGUUUGUCAUCACAGCCGUCCUGUUGAUCCUGACACACGCUGCAGUUCAUUUCUUCAUGGUUCUUGCUGCGACUUUGCCCAUCGUGCUGCUUCAUGCUGUGCUGAGCAGAGUAGAGGAUGUGAUUGUGCAUGAGCAGGCCGGAGAGAUGGCUCGCCUCGUGCAAGAAAGACUUGCCGAUGCUGCCCGGCCUGAGAGCUUGGUCUGA